Teleopsis dalmanni is the source of this 291-nucleotide messenger RNA. Its product is annotated as calmodulin-like. The record is from RefSeq and is a predicted model, not a curated record. Gene Ontology annotation, molecular function: enzyme regulator activity; calcium ion binding. Lineage: Eukaryota; Metazoa; Arthropoda; Insecta; Diptera; Diopsidae. The transcript has a single exon. The annotation marks the transcript as partial.
AUUAAUAACACAGGUAAUGGUACCAUUGAUUUUCCUGAAUUCCUAACAAUGAUGGCCCGUAAAAUGAAGGAUACCGAUAGUGAAGAGGAAAUCCGAGAGGCAUUCAGAGUAUUUGAUAAAGAUGGCAAUGGCUUCAUUUCAGCGGCUGAAUUGCGUCACGUCAUGACAAAUUUGGGUGAAAAAUUAACAGACGAAGAAGUCGAUGAGAUGAUCCGCGAGGCUGACAUCGACGGUGAUGGUCAAGUCAAUUACGAAGGUAAGCGACUAAAAUCUUUUUUUAAAAUGUGUUAG